Cuscuta europaea is the source of this 909-nucleotide messenger RNA. Lineage: Eukaryota; Viridiplantae; Streptophyta; Magnoliopsida; Solanales; Convolvulaceae. The record is from the annotation of a GenBank genome assembly.
AUAUCUACUAAAUACAUACAUAUUACAAUUUAUAUCUACUUAGUUAGAAUUGUUAGAAUUUUAUUUCAUUAAAGUUAGAAUUGUUAGAAUUUUAUUUCAUUACUUCGAAUUGUUUUUAUAAAUUAAUAUUUGUUACAUUUUUAAGAUGAAAGGUGGUAGAUAUUCGGUUGAUAUGGGUAACCUUGAGCGCAACCGAACGAACGAGCUUGCGAGGAAGAAAUCCCGCAAAGGUAAAUCACAUAUCGGCUCUUCAUCUCAAAGUCGAGAUGAUUUUGAUACAGGUUACGCAAGGAGGGAUGGUGAUGCCAUGACCGACGAACAACUAGAACAAGAAUUGCAUUGACAUAAUAGUCGGUUUUUCCAAGACCAGCCGAGGACCAUUGACGAAGAAGAGCUUGAGGACGACGAUGUGGAGGAAGUAAUUACGGAGAGCCACGACAGCGAAGAGGAGGAGGGUGGCGGCAGCCACGACGCCGACGAGCCUGCCUCAUCCCAAACAUGUACGAAAAAAAGUAAAUCUGAACUAAUGCAAAAUAAUUUUGAUAAGUGGAAGGACCCGAACACCGGGAAUUGGAAUGCAACUUGCAAGUGGUGCAAAAAAAAUUAUAGCUUGGGGAUUUCGGGCGGAUACGGAUCCGCCACAAGGCAUCUUAAGGCCAAACACCCGGUGGAGAAUGCAAAAUUAGGCGGCGGAACGGGGAAGCAAACUGAAAUAUCGAGAUUUGCAAAUAACCAACCUUUUGGUAAUUUCUCAUACAAUGAUGCACAAAAUUUGACUGGUAUGGCUAACUCACUUGUUGAAGAAAAUUUGCCUUAUUUGUUUUCUGAAAGUCUUGUUUUUCGUAAUUAUGCACAAACUUGUUUAAAUCCUCAAUAUAGAGGUUAUAGUCGCAAAACGGUUAAGAAAGA